Leptinotarsa decemlineata (Colorado potato beetle) is the source of this 1032-nucleotide messenger RNA. RefSeq lists its product as uncharacterized. Lineage: Eukaryota; Metazoa; Arthropoda; Insecta; Coleoptera; Chrysomelidae. The record is from RefSeq and is a predicted model, not a curated record.
AUGCAUGGUAAAACUAAAACAUGCAGAGUCUUUCUUGACGCAGGCUCUCAGGCUCACUUCAUUACUGAGAGCGUCGCAAUGUUCUUGAAUUUAGAUUGCAAACCAGUAACAAUCGCAGUCUCAGGUCUUGAUAAUACAUCAACUACCGUAAACCAGGCUACUACAGCGAUUAUAAAAUCUCGUCACAACAAAUUUCAAAAGACAAUCGAAUUUCUUAUUGUGCCUCAAAUCAGCGCUGCUAUGCCAUCUAUCACUAUUGAUCCUUCUUCCAUAGAAAUUCCAAAAAACAUUCAUCUGGCAGAUCCCGAGUUCUACAAAGUGUCGCCAGUAGACGCUUCAAUCGGAGUAAAGCUUUUCUAUAAGCUUCUGAGCAUAGGUCAGAUAUCUCUAAAAAAUCACCCAAACGCUGUGCUACAAAAAACACAGCUGGGGUGGAUUAUAGCAGGGGAAUUGAGAAAUCAACCCUCAUCUCGAAGCAUCGUUUGCCAUCUCGGCCUUCAUUCACCAUCGUCUCAGCAAGAACUUACUCGGUUCUGGGAAAUUGAAGAGCUGCCCCCGUCUAAGGCUCUUUCUCCAGAAGAAAAAGCUUGCGAGGAGCAUUACAAACUUCACACUUCGCGGAAUGAUUCCGGAAGAUAUGUAGUAAGAUUACCUUUCAACGUCCAAAUUAAAAAUUUGGGUACAUCUUAUUCAGCUGCCCUCAAGCGCCUCCAUAUAUUAGAAAACAAGUUUUCUAGGAACCCUGAGCUGCAGCGUGACUAUUCAGCGUUUUUAGCUGAAUACAAGGAUCUCAAUCAUAUGUCGAUAAUCCCGGAGCACGAGAACAAUAGUGUCGGUUUUUACCUUCCCCAUCACGCCGUGCUUAAGCAAGAUAGUGUCACCACUAAGAUUCGUGUCGUGUUCGAUGGAUCAUCAAAGUCUUCAACCGGUAUCUCACUAAAUGAUACCUUAAUGGUUGGUCCCAAGCUGCAGGAUGACUUGAUUGUAUAUCUUGACUCGGUUUCGAUCUCACAUAUAUGCAUUUACCGCUGA